GAUCCGAACUAGUGAAACACUGUUCUCAGCAAACUGGGAUUCCCUCCCUGCGCGUAGCGGAAACGAAGAAGAAUUACUGCAAAUUGCACAUCUUAAUUCUGAAAUGCAGCUGCGUUAGACGUUGUGACGUGAAUCAGCCAAUCAGACAAGAUGAUCGUCUGCAUCGCCGUCGUCGGACACCAGAAUAACCCACUAUAUCUUCAGAGCUUCACGGAGGCAGAUGAUGCCCUAAAGCUUCAUCACAUCGUGCACUGCUCAUUGGACGUCAUUGAUGAGAGAGUGAACAAUCCCAAAAAGACUGGGUCGACAUUGAAUGAGACGUAUCUUGGACUUCUUUAUCCAACUGAGAAUUAUAAAGUGUAUGGAUAUUUAACAAAUACAAAGGUGAAAUUUAUUUUGGUCACAACUCAUCUAGAUGUCAGAGAUGCAGAUGUCAGAAAUUUUUUCAGGAGAUUCCACUCUGCAUAUGUGGAUGCAGUUUCAAAUCCGUUUCAUGUUCCGGGGAAGAAAAUAACAUCCCAAACUUUUGCUGAAAGAGUCAGUACCAUUGUGAAGUCUUUUGGGUUGAGCUCAGCUGUAUAAUAGAUUCGAUUGCCUGUGGAAGAUUAGAACAUUCUCAUGCAUUUGUAUCUGAAACGGAAUCUUUUCUUCCCUUUUUGUAUUUCCUUUUAUCUUCUGUCUUUAUCUAUUUUGGAAGUCUAGUGAGUUAUUAUUUUCUAUAUACAUACAAGUAGUAAAUCAAUACAGUUGAGAUUUAACA
Nelumbo nucifera (sacred lotus) is the source of this 760-nucleotide messenger RNA. RefSeq names its product SNARE-like superfamily protein. Gene Ontology annotation, biological process: endoplasmic reticulum to Golgi vesicle-mediated transport. NCBI's taxonomy places the organism in Eukaryota, Viridiplantae, Streptophyta, Magnoliopsida, Proteales, Nelumbonaceae. The record is from RefSeq and is a predicted model, not a curated record. Gene Ontology annotation, cellular component: TRAPP complex.